UUCACUCAUUGCCAUGGCAGCAAGAAGCUAGCUAGUCGACUAGCGACAGCAAUGGACAACAGGAUGCGAAUAUUCCCCGGCGGGGCGCAGCCUGUUUCUUCUGUCAGCCCGUUUGCCGUCAACGAAGCCGACCAAGGGGUCGUCGAGACGCGACCCGGGAAUCGACAGAACCCCGCCGGGAGCCAGGCGAGAGAGCUCCAGGUGACCGGGACGGCGGAGGUUAGCUACCCGGCCGAUAGAGCCUCGGUGCGGCUCAGUGUGGGCAACAGCAAGGCGACCGUCAACGAGGUCACCAGCAGCGUGUCACGACGGCUGGAAUACAUUUUGCAAGCUGUCAGACAACAUGGAGUCAAAGACGACGACGUCACUGUGAGGAAAUUCCUCCACCGGGACGAAGAAGUGUAUCACAUGAAUGUAGAGGUGACUGUCACUUUCUCAGACUUUGACAAAAUGGAGCAGGCGUGUAGCGUCUUGCUGGAGAAACUGGACAGGAGCGUCUCAGUGGGACAGCCUCGUUUUUUCCACAGCGCAGACUGUCUGAACCGCGUCAGGCAGAGUGCAUGUGUUUUGGCUGUGGAGAACGCUCAGCAGAAGGCCAGCAGAGUCAGCCAGCUGCUGGGACAAAGCCUGGGGGCGCCCACCCUGGUGCGAGAGGACGAGACGCGGGAGUGGAGGAGCCAUGAAGAGGAUGAGGAGGAUGAAGGUGGUGGAGGAAGGCAGGGCCAAGAUGCCACCUCCACCCAGGCCGCUCUCCUACCUCGCAUACCUUGUGUCUCCGCCUCCUCGCGGGUGUCCGUCUACUUCCGAAUGCGUGAUGGAAAUAGGAAGAAAUACUAAAAAAAAACAAAACAAAAAAAAGUUUUCUAUUUUAAAGGUAAGAUUUAGGACACAUUUUUAAAGCCAAUACAAUUUUCCCCCACUAUAUCGCGGUUCAUCAUUUGUGCCUCUGCUAUAUCAGAUUUUUCAGCAAUCAUUUUUUGAAGGGUUUUUACAGUAUACAGGCAAGUCUGAAUUUUCGAUGUAGUACCAUGUUGUGCCACAACAUGCCAGGCAGCACUAGUCUACUGGAAGAGAGGCAGUGCAAAAUAAGGCACAGAAAGUCCCCAACUAAACUAUCGUUCUAGUUGUCGUUCCCAAAAAGCAGAACGCAUGCCCGUGAGUUUUGUUGUAUGCUCUUUUUGUGUUGCUGCUCAGUAUGUGUUAAAGUAGCAUUUCUGUGACGGUUCAUAAUUACCGUAAGGUGUUUCACAUUAUAUGUUAGCAUUAGGCCAACGAACACCUUUGCCUGAGAAAUGCCCCCACUAGCUAAAUGCUAACACUUAACGGAAAGCGCCAUGGACCUGCUAACGAUUUGCAUCGAUAGUAGUGGUGUGAACAUAAACAGUCUCACAACACAUCUCAACAGGCAAUAUCCCAAUACAGGCAUGUAUUUUUUAAUCCUCUGCGAAAAAACAACUAAUAUUAUUGCAGCUUAUUCGUCAUUGAGAGCCGUGGUGACUCGUCAUGACUAUUAUCCUGCGCAUACCAGAAGGAGCAGCACAAUGUAUUGAAUUAAAUCAUAUCAUGAUGCAGAAACUGUUUAAUUAUUUAUAUCAUUUAUAUUAUACGGUGCUAUUUUCCUUAUUAAAUAACACAAGCCAGAACUGA
Molecule: messenger RNA, 1647 nt
Organism: Phyllopteryx taeniolatus (common seadragon)
Lineage: Eukaryota; Metazoa; Chordata; Actinopteri; Syngnathiformes; Syngnathidae
Gene: irak1bp1
Product: interleukin-1 receptor-associated kinase 1 binding protein 1
Exons: 4
Coding region: 52-837 (261 amino acids)
Biological process (GO): canonical NF-kappaB signal transduction; immune response
Source: RefSeq, a predicted model, not a curated record